UGGGAUUGGGCAUACCUAGGAUGGAGUCCAUCCAGCCACGUGGGAAGGAAGCUCCCAAGGUUGGAUUAGAGUGGGGACACUGGCCAAUUUGAGAACCCGUCCCCGCACCUUCACAUCCACCCCUCUUCCGGAGGAUCCACGCGUCGGGUCGCAGCGCCCCCUUGAGGCCGCCUUGGGAAAUGGCCUGGGACUCGGCUGGUCCGGGCUUCGAGGGGCAACACUGCGUACCCAGUCAGCUAGUGACCAGCCUGGGCCGCACCGUGAACUCUGAGCGAGGGGCUUCUGGCCAGACUGUGAAAGCCGCCCACGCCCGAGAUCCAGGCGCCAGACGGCGGCCUACCCCUUUGGCCCGGAGCUCAGCUUGGGACCUAAGGUCCCGCCCACCCUAAGAGCGUCACGCUCGGGCGCGCCCCCGCUACAGGCGAGCGCUGGCGCCCAGGGGCCACGUAGCCGCCAUUGCUCCCCCGUAGCUGAGUGUCCCUCCCAGAGCCAUGGUCCACGCCUUCCUCAUCCACACCUUGCGGGCCCCGAAAGCUGAGGAGGGCCUCUGCCGAGUGCUCUACUCCUGUGUCUUUGGUGCCGAGGAGUCACCUGAUGACCUACAGCCACACGGUGCUGAGAGGGACAGGCUCCUCCGAAAGGAACAGAUUUUGGCUGUGGCCAGGCAGGUGGAGUCCAUGUGCCAGCUGCAACAGCAGGCAUGUGGCCGGCCCUCUGUGGACCUGCAGCCCCAGUCUUCGGAUGAACCGGUGCCCCUACAUGAGGCCCCAUGUGGAGCCUUCUGCCUGGCGGCAGGGGACCCUUUCCAGGAGCCUCGGACAGUGGUGUGGCUAGGGGUGCUCUCAUUAGGCUUUGCCCUGGUGCUAGAUGCCCACGAGAACCUGCUGCUGGCAGAGAGCACGCUCCGACUGCUGGCACGCCUUCUCUUUGACCACCUCCGGCUGCUGGUCCCUGGUGCCAACCUCCUGCUGCGUGCUGACCGCAUCGAGGGCAUCCUUGCCCGCUUCCUGCCCCAUGGUCAGCUGCUCUUCCUCAAUGACCAGUUUGUCCAGGGUCUGGAGAAGGAAUUCAGUGCUGCCUGUCCCCGCUGACCUCUUCCUGGGCUGGGACUUCCCACCAGGGCAAGGAGGGAAGACGGGAAUGGAUGGACACACAACUAGGUAGAGGUUGGCACCCACCUCCUUCCCAGCCUGUGCCCAGCUUUGGAGUGCUGCUGCAUGUAGGACAAAUGGAUGGGACAAGCUGGCAGAAAAGGGGGCCGGGGAGAGGCUGGAGGGGAGGAGUCACAGAACAUCCUGUGCCUAGAGCUGCCUCAUGACUUACUCAGACUGCCGCAGUGGGCCAUCCCUGCUCGUCCUUGACCCCACACUCUCCCAUCCCUGCCGGCCAACCCCCAGCAAUCUGCCAGCCACUAAUGCUGGGGCAGUAAGGAGCGGCCACUUGGAACUCAGCCCACUUUCUUCUUCCAACCCGUCGUCAUUGUAGCACAAAAGGCAUCUCAGAUUUCUAGGGUCAGGGAGCUGGCCUCUGCCUUUGCACCUACUUAGGCACCAUCAUUAAAGAUUUUUAUUUUUUAUUUUUAUUUUUUGUCUUUAGGGCCACACUCGCAGCAUAUGGAGGUUCCCAGGCUAGGGGUCAAAUUGGAGCU
Messenger RNA from Phacochoerus africanus (Common warthog), 1648 nucleotides. RefSeq names its product adaptor related protein complex 5 subunit sigma 1 (gene AP5S1). NCBI's taxonomy places the organism in Eukaryota, Metazoa, Chordata, Mammalia, Artiodactyla, Suidae. The coding region runs from base 492 to 1091 and encodes 199 amino acids. Gene Ontology annotation, cellular component: AP-type membrane coat adaptor complex; lysosome; cytosol. The record is from RefSeq and is a predicted model, not a curated record. The transcript has 4 exons. Gene Ontology annotation, biological process: double-strand break repair via homologous recombination; endosomal transport.